Messenger RNA from Gracilinanus agilis (Agile Gracile Mouse Opossum), 6177 nucleotides. It is a transcript of the gene DRP2, whose product is annotated as dystrophin related protein 2. Gene Ontology annotation, biological process: synaptic signaling. Lineage: Eukaryota; Metazoa; Chordata; Mammalia; Didelphimorphia; Didelphidae. The record is from RefSeq and is a predicted model, not a curated record. Gene Ontology annotation, cellular component: plasma membrane. The transcript is spliced from 22 exons. Gene Ontology annotation, molecular function: zinc ion binding; protein binding. The coding region runs from base 1 to 2847 and encodes 948 amino acids.
AUGCAACCCAUGGUCAUGCAGGGAUGUCCCUACACCUUCCCACGAUGUCAUGAGUGGCGGGCAGCCGACCAAUCCCAGCACAACGGCGGCCUCAACACCACCCGACCCCAGCCUCAGGUAAGAGCCAAAGGACCCACAGCUGCAGCUUCCCAGGAUGGCACAGGGCCGACCUGUCUGAGGCAACAAGUCCUAAAUGGUGCCAUCGGGCCCCUGAAUGCUCCAGCCAUGAAUCUGUGUUGGAACGAAAUCAAAAAGAAGUCCCACAACCUCCGGGCUCGACUUGAGGCCUUCUCCGAUCCCAGUGGGAAGCUGCAGCCCCCUCUUCAAGAGAUCAUCGACUGGCUCAGUCAGAAAGAUGAGGAGUUGUCUGCUCAGCUGCCACUCCAGGGGGCCGUGGUCCUGGUACAGAAGGAAAAGGAGACUCACUCGGCUUUUAUGGAAGAGGUCAAGUCCCGGGGCCCCUAUAUCUACUCAGUACUUGAGUCAGCUCAGGCCUUCCUAUCCCAGCACCCGUUUGAAGAACUGGAAGAACCCCACUGUGAGAACAAAGAUGCUUCUCCCAAACAGAAGAUUCAAAACCUCAGCCGCUUUGUAUGGAAGCAAGCGACUGUGGCCAGUGAGCUGUGGGAGAAAUUGACUGCCCGCUGUGUGGAUCAGCAUCGUCACAUUGAGCGGACCUUGGAACAGCUACUAGAGAUCCAGGGAGCCAUGGGGGAGCUGGGGAGCACCCUGACCCAGGCUGAGGGCAUCCGGGCUACCUGGGAGCCCAUCGGGGACCUCUUUAUCGACUCCUUGCCAGAGCACAUCCAGGCCAUUAAGCUAUUCACAGAGGAACUGUCCCCAGUGAAGGAAGGGGUAAAGUUGGUGAAUGAGCUCGCCCACCAGCUGGCCAUAUCUGAUGUACACCUCUCCAUGGAGAACUCCCGAGCCCUGGAGCAAAUCAACACGAGGUGGAAACAGCUGCAGGCUUCAGUUAAUGAACGACUCAAGCAACUCCAGGAUGCCCACCGGGACUUUGGGCCAGGAUCCCAGCACUUCCUGUCCACCUCCGUCCAGGUCCCUUGGGAAAGAGCAAUUUCACCCAAUAAAGUGCCCUACUACAUCAACCAUCAGGCUCAGACAACAUGCUGGGACCAUCCCAAGAUGACUGAGUUGUACCAAACGCUGGCUGACCUGAACAACAUCAAAUUCUCAGCUUAUCGGACAGCCAUGAAACUCCGCCGUGUCCAGAAGGCCCUCCGCUUGGACCUGGUCACCUUGAACACGGCUUUGGAGAUCUUCAAUGAGCAUGAGCUGCAGCCCAGUGAGCAUGUGAUGGAUGUGGUUGAAGUCAUCCACUGCCUGACAGCCCUGUAUGAGCGGCUGGAGGAGGAGAGGGGCAUCUUGGUCAACGUGCCACUCUGUGUGGACAUGAGUCUCAAUUGGCUCCUCAAUGUAUUUGAUAGUGGGCGCAGUGGAAAGAUGAGAGCCCUGUCUUUUAAGACUGGCAUUGCCUGCUUGUGUGGAACAGAAGUGAAAGAGAAAUUUCAGUACCUCUUCAGCCAGGUGGCCACCUCUGGCAGCCAGUGUGACCAGCGCCACCUCGGGGUACUGCUACAUGAGGCCAUCCAGGUGCCCCGCCAGCUAGGGGAAGUGGCGGCCUUUGGAGGGAGCAACGUGGAGCCCAGCGUCCGAAGCUGCUUCCGUUUCAGCACUGGGAAGCCAGUCAUUGAAGCUGCCCAGUUUUUGGAGUGGGCCAACCUGGAGCCACAGUCCAUGGUGUGGCUGGCCGUGCUGCACCGUGUCACCAUUGCGGAGCAGGUGAAGCACCAGACAAAGUGCUCCAUCUGCAGACAGUGCCCCAUCAAAGGUUUCAGGUACCGCAGUCUUAAACAGUUCAACGUAGACAUCUGCCAGACCUGCUUCCUAACAGGCAGGGCCAGUAAAGGGAACAAGCUACACUAUCCCAUCAUGGAAUAUUACACGCCGACGACUUCAAGUGAGAACGUGAGGGAUUUUGCUACCACCCUGAAAAACAAAUUUCGCUCCAAGCAGUAUUUCAGCAAACACCCUCAGAGAGGAUAUCUGCCCGUGCAGUCUGUACUGGAGGCUGACUACAGUGAGCCGCCUGCCUCCUCCCCGAUGUUACCACACUCUGAUACACAUUCCCGCAUCGAACACUUUGCCAGCAGGCUCGCUGAGAUGGAAAGUCAGAACUGCUCCUUCUUCAAUGACAGCCUGUCCCCUGAUGACAGCAUAGAUGAAGAUCAGUACUUGCUGAGGCACUCGAGUCCCAUUACAGACCGGGAGCCUACCUUUGGACAGCAAGCCCAGAACACCAUGAUUGCCGAUGACAAGGGGGAGCUGGAGAAGAUUCUGGCUCACCUGGAGGAUGAGAACCGGAUCCUCCAAGGAGAGCUACGACGUCUAAAGUGGCAGCAUGAGGAGGCUGCUGAGGGGCCCCCUGAGGUGGCCCAGGAUCCCCGCAAUGAGGAGCUCUUGGCGGAAGCCAGGCUCCUCCGGCAGCACAAGAGCCGCCUGGAGACCCGCAUGCAGAUUCUGGAAGACCACAAUAGGCAGCUGGAGUCACAGCUGUUGCGCCUCAGGGAGCUGCUCCUGCAGCCACCCCCUGAAUCAGAAGGCAAUGGCUCUGGGGGCUCCUCACUGGCCUCUUCUCCGCAGCAGUCAGAGGGCAGUCAUUCCCGGGAGAAGGAGCACACCACCCCAGACACUGAGGCCGCAGAUGAUGUGGGGCAGAAGAGUCAGGAUGUCAGCCUGUGCUUGGAGGACAUCAUGGAGAAGCUCCGCCACGCCUUCCCUAAUGUCCGAAGCCCAGAUGUGCCCGCCAACACUCUACUGGCUUCCUGAUGCAUCCCAAUGUGCAUCCCGUACUCUGGAUCCCUACCCCGGCUCUGGCCAGACCCCCUGUCCCUGCCCCAACCAGGCCCAUCCUGUCACCACUGGCCCUUCUCAUUCACUCAGCCCCUCAGUGUUAACAAGCUUCAGGCAGCAACAGGGACUUGAGAUGGAAGGAGCUAAAUGGCAGGGGGUGGAGGGGGGGGUGGCCAGGCCAGGGAGAAAAUCAAAGCUGAGGGGAGCUAGCAGAGACCUGCCAACCCUCAAGCCAGCACCCUGCUCCCUCUCCACACAUUGUGGCACUGUCCCAGGGAAGCUGGCUACUUGAGGAAUACAAGCAGUGCCUGUUCUGUUCCCCACCCUCUCUCUAAACCACAGGAGGUAGGCAGCCCUGCCCCAGGGAUCCUGCCCUCUGGCCCAGCUCAGGAUCCAUGUGAGCAUGACCCUCCCUCUUCCCCAGAGAGUUUGGGGCAGAGUGCCACUCAGCAUUGAUGCUCUGCUGCCUGGAACUCCUUCCUUCCUCCGCUCCCUCCUUCUGACCCGCACCCUGGCCUCCCCUCAGUUGGCAGGAUGGUGUCCUAGCCAGGCUUUCAGACUAGCCUCCCUUGUUCCACUAACUCUUGGUGCCAUGCUGGGGCCACGUGCUCCUUCUGGGCACUCUAAAACUGGGGCUUCCUUCUGCUUUGGGAAUGGAGCUUUGAUUCUCGCUGGCUCCUAACGCCACUUAACAUUUGGGCCACAUUUGGAAAAAUGGCAACUCCACUAGCAUAGAUUCCCCACCCCCUGCCCAUCUUUCCAUUUCCUCAAGGCCACAGGCUCCUGGGCCAUUGGCCAGCAAUGCCCUGGGAAACCUGCUUGGGGGAGGGAGGGUGCCGCUUGCCUUCUUCUGGCCCCCACAGGUCCUGGAGGUUUGCCCAGUGGUUUCCCCUGUGGGAUCAGGGGUGACAGCAUCAAGCCAGGCCUCAGAAGGAGCUUUGUCCCUGCCACUUCCUUAGAGGGAUGGUCAGAAAGGUGCCCCCCAUGCCAUCCUCUGGGUCCUGGCUCUUGGAGAAAGAAGUCGUUUCAGGAAGGCCAUAGAGCAGUGCUCCCAGGGCCUUCCCUGGGCCCAGCACCUCCCUGAGGUUCCUUCCCUCCCUUGCCCCCAGGGUGAGACAGGUGGCUGCCCAGAUGCACACAGCCCAGCAGAGAUUCUGGCUGUGCCAUCAGGGCUCUGAUUGCUUCUCCAGAGCAUCUGGAGAUGCCAGAAGGGCUUCCCCUUUUGCAAAGCCUUGUUUGAUUCUCUUCUAACACUGAAUAGCAACCUCCAUGGGCACCGGAAGCAGGCCCGAGUAGGCAAGAGGCUCUGGGCCUCUGACCCAAGCCAGAGCUGCCUUCAUCAGCCUUAUACUGGAAGGAGCUUUCGAAGAGAGCCCUGGAAUCCAUUGCAUUUGUCUAGUCUAGCUCCAUAGUGGGAUAGCUCUUCUGUGCAUCCGUAUUCUCCCGGCCCCACUCAUCACACAUUAAAUUCUAAUACCUCGUGAAGUAUUCAUGUUCUGCCUUGCUCUUUGUCAGCCCCGGCCUUUGGCUGGGUGGGGAGAAGUGCCUGGAUGACUAGACCCCAAGCUGUUCCCUUAGCGGGACUGUUUCCAGAAGGUUUGCUGCAGGCCCCUCUGGGACCAGCCUCCUGAGCCUGUGGCCACAGAGUUCCUCGGCCACCCCCAGGGGCUGGGCCAGGGUGCUCUACUGCCCUGGACUCCUCAAGCCUAGGUUAGACCAAAUCAAAGCUCUGCCCUGGCCCAGAUCCCAGAGAGGGAACAAAGGUCUCAUAGCUCUGGUGACUACGGACUCUGUUUCUAUUCUCCCUCCUCCCCUCCCAGUUCCUGGGCAAGGCAACCUGGUUUAUCCUUCAGCUCCUUCUCUUUCCAAGGCCUUGCGUGGCCUCCUAAAGGAACCCAUGGCAGACUUCUCCCUGGGGUAGCCGUAAGACAGCUGAAGUGAGUGAUGUCACCCCACUGGGAAGCAGCAGGUUGCUGGCUAUCUGUUUACUUCUGCUGUAAUGAAAUGGGAAGCCCGGUGGCCACCCCAGAUUUGUCUGGCGCCGUCAGUUGCCCUGGCCUUGGCCUCCUGGCACAGGGUCAUAGCACGAGGCCAGGGAGGCUCUACACCAGCUGCAAAUAGAUGGGGCAAGAAUGGUAGGAAGGGGCCAGAGCCCAGCGCCAGGGAGAUCAGACAGGGUGAGCCUCACAAGGAGCUCUCGGAUAGAAAUGGGGAGUUUGCUUGCUGGUUGUUGGGAUGUCUGGGCCCCUCCAAGCAGAUGUCCCAGAGUAGUUUCUCACCAGGAACACUCAGAAAGGACCCCCUAGGCCCGAGAACCCAGCUGCCCACCUCUACCAAUGAGCCUGGAUGGCAGGCACGGAGAGGGACCUGGCUGUAGCAGGUGUGUGGACUGAAGUGGAGGUAAGGGUGAAGCAGAGUGUGGACUUUUCCCUGAUCGGGGAUCACCGAGCCUCGGUGGUCGUCCCCGAGACAGGCACUGGGGGUGAAUGAGCCCUUGGAAUCCUUGAAAUGUGCUGUAUGUUGUCAAAGCAUCUUGUGCGUUGGGUUUGAUGCUGUUGAAUUUCUUGUCAUGUAUACCAGUGGUUGCGGGGGGGGGGGGUGUUGCUAGGAGCCCAGAGAAGGUCUUCUCAUUGGUGGGGUUCACAGGGCUACAAGGGGAACGAGUGGCCCAAAUCAGCUGUAGCUGCAGUUAAAAGGUGACAAUGCUAAGUUCGGAUGGACAGAGGGUGUUUGCUGUGAUAAGUUUGGGGAUGACCAGUGGAGAAGUGGAUCUGCCACACAGGGAGGGGGAGAGGCCCUGCCUGCCUCUGUUUCUUACCUGCCUCGGGCUAAGAGUUGGAGACAUCCCCUCAUCACCACCUUCACCCCCCACCCCCAGGAUGGUAGGCAGCCUCCAGCCAUGUCCUGGGUGCUGUGGGUGGGGCCACCAAGACAACGUUCUGAAGGGUAGAGGCCCGGUUCUGGGGCUCUUCAGGCUAGGAUCCCGCCAAGGUCCCAGGGAGGAAGGGGCCACACCUGGGGUUGAGGAGCCUUCCCUCCUUGGGGUGGCUGCUCUGACCCUGGGCCAAGCCCACAUGGGCCCCUGCCCCCAGGACGAGGGAAUAUUUUCACUUCCUUUGGCCCCACAAACUGGCCAUGGCAGCAGCAGGAGCACAUGGCCUUCCUCUGCCCUGAGGAGGGCCGAGGGUUGAUGAAGAAGUUUGGGGCUGGGGCAGAAUGGCUUACUUUGGUUCUUACUCUGUGUGGCACUGUUUCUUCUCUCUAAUUCUGCUUUGGAAAGAAUAAACUUGUAUUUGUAUGCCCUGA